GCCCGAGGGGCAGCCCCGGCCGGAGCGGAGCGUAGCGCUGCUGCUGCCAUGUUGUGCGGGGGUGCCUCGGCGGCCCGGCCCGCCACCGAGGAGACGCAGCGGAUCGCGGAGCAGGUAAAAGCUCAGCUAGAAGAAAAAGAAGGGAAGACCUUUGAUGUCUUCACUGCAGUGGAGUUUAAAACUCAGGUGGUUGCUGGAACAAACUACUUCAUCAAGGUCCAUGUUGGGAAUGAGGAGUUCCUGCACCUGCGGGUGUUCAAGAGCCUCCCCCACGAGAAUGAGCAGCUGAGCCUCCACAGCUACCAGGGCAGCAAGACAAAGCAUGAUGAACUGGCUUAUUUCUAGCAACCUUCUCUGCUGCGUUUCCCUCGCUGGUUCUUAUGUGCAUUUUCUACAGGCUGCAAAAUGUUGAGUUCUGUGCCAGCAAAGGUGGAAAAAUGUGUCUUUUUUUUUUUUUUUUAUCAUGGUGGAAAAAUCAAUUUCUUUUAUGCCAUUCUCUUCCUGUGCAAUCUCCAAACCUGAGAGUCACAGGGUUCUCCUAUUACCUGCACUAAUGUAAAUCCUACUUUUAUUGCAACUUAGGCUUUAGUGCAACUUAAUGAGAAUACUGUUUGUGGACUUCCUUGGUCUGGAAAUCAGAAGGGGAAUGACACCAGCACUCAUAUAUUUGCAGCAAGGAACAAAAGAAAAGCCUCGGUCUUUUCUGUGUUGUUUUGUAACUGUGAAUAUAUGUGCAGAUUUAAAUUGUACUUUGUAUUUUACGGGCAAAGACCUGAUGAGAGACUCGAGCUGAAGCAAUUUUGUAAGGAAGAGAAAGAGGCUUACAGUAGCUUGAAACAAACAUUCCCUUGGUAAUCAUGCUCAUCUUCUUGCAGCAGUAGCAUGUAAUGUCCCGUAGAGGGUGUGUGAGUUUAAAAUACCAAACCAGCUUGCUUAUGAUCUUGGUCCUAUGGAAAAGUCCUGGAAAGGAACUUAGGCUGGAUGAGCAUUUAUGCAUUUUUAACAAUAAACAUUUCUUUUGACUUGA
Molecule: messenger RNA, 1027 nt
Organism: Taeniopygia guttata (zebra finch)
Lineage: Eukaryota; Metazoa; Chordata; Aves; Passeriformes; Estrildidae
Gene: CSTB
Product: cystatin B (stefin B)
Cellular component (GO): cytosol
Molecular function (GO): cysteine-type endopeptidase inhibitor activity
Source: RefSeq, marked provisional